CUUACUUUUACAGCUUUCAUUAUUCCUUCUGCUGGUUUUCUUGCUCUCUUCAUUAAUUGAUUACUUAUCGGGCAUAAUUUAUGCUUAAGUUAUUUAUAGAUCGUAUCGCAAUUUUUUAAAGCAGAAUUUUAAUUUAGGCCGCUACUAUAUUGGUCGUAUUCUAUCAGUCACUUACAUUCUGCAUCUCGUCUGCGGUAAAGACACGGUAAAAGUAUAGGUUAAUAACAUGAAGCAACAAGGACUGAUACUCAGUUUGUCCUUCAUUAUACAAAAAUAGCAACGAAAUGAAUGAUGAAUAAUUAAUAUUUGUGAAUUGAUCGUUUUUAAUAACAUAUCAAAUAAGUCUUUUAAACAGCCUAUCAGUCAAAGGACUGAUAUUAAAAAUGCCAGAUAUCAAAGUAACCCCUUUGGGAGCUGGUCAAGAUGUUGGAAGGAGCUGCAUUCUAGUAUCAAUGGGUGGAAAGAACAUUAUGUUGGAUUGUGGCAUGCACAUGGGAUUCAAUGAUGAAAGACGAUUCCCAGAUUUUUCAUACAUAAUCCCAGAAGGACCAACGACUAAUUACAUAGAUUGUGUGAUUAUAUCACACUUUCAUUUAGAUCAUUGUGGUGCCCUCCCAUACUUUACAGAAAUGGUGGGGUAUACUGGACCAAUUUAUAUGACGCAUCCAACAAAAGCCAUUGCACCAAUCUUACUCGAAGAUAUGAGAAAAGUUGCAGUAGAACGUAAAGGAGAAAGCAACUUCUUUACAUCACAAAUGAUAAAAGACUGUAUGAAAAAGGUUAUUGCUGUUACAUUGCAUCAAUCUGUGAUGGUUGAUUCGGAGCUGGAAAUAAAAGCAUAUUAUGCAGGACAUGUACUUGGUGCUGCAAUGUUUUGGAUUCGAGUUGGCUCACAAUCGAUCGUUUAUACUGGGGAUUACAAUAUGACUCCUGAUAGGCAUUUAGGUGCUGCCUGGAUAGAUAAAUGUAGACCAGACUUAUUAAUAUCAGAGUCAACAUAUGGAACAACUAUCAGAGAUUCUAAAAGAUGUAGAGAAAGAGACUUCUUAAAGAAAGUUCAUGAAUGCAUAGAUAGAGGUGGCAAAGUAUUAAUUCCCGUAUUUGCUCUUGGACGUGCACAAGAAUUAUGUAUAUUAUUAGAAACAUAUUGGGAGCGAAUGAAUUUAAAGGUUCCUGUAUAUUUUGCUUUAGGAUUAACUGAAAAAGCGAAUAAUUAUUAUAAAAUGUUUAUCACUUGGACUAAUCAAAAGAUUAAGAAAACUUUUGUGCAAAGAAAUAUGUUUGAUUUUAAACAUAUAAAACCAUUUGAUAAAGCAUAUAUUGAUAAUCCUGGAGCUAUGGUAGUAUUUGCUACACCGGGCAUGUUGCAUGCAGGAUUAUCUUUACAAAUUUUUAAGAAAUGGGCUCCAAAUGAAGCAAAUAUGGUUAUUAUGCCUGGAUUUUGCGUUCAAGGCACUGUUGGACAUAAAGUUUUAAAUGGUUCUAGAAGAAUUGAAUUCGAAAACAGACAGAUUGUCGAGGUCAAAAUGGCAGUAGAGUAUAUGUCUUUCUCUGCACAUGCAGAUGCAAAAGGUAUUAUGCAAUUAAUACAAUAUUGUGAGCCAAAAAAUGUUAUGCUUGUACAUGGAGAAUUUGCUAAAAUGGAGUAUUUAAAAGAAAAAAUAAAACAAGAAUUUGGAACAAAUUGUUACAAUCCUGCAAAUGGAGAAACUUGUGUUAUCACAACCAUUGCCAAAGUGCCAGUAGACGCUUCUUUAGCAUUAUUAAAGUCUGAAGCCAAAAGAUAUUCGGCUUUGCCACCAGAUCCCAAACGACGAAGAUUACUCCACAGUGUUUUAAUGUUACGAGAAGAUGGAGUAUGUCUUGUGGAUGCAGAUGAAGUGACAAAAGCUGCAGGUAUAACUAAACAUAUAGUACGCUUUACAUCCACUGUACAAGUAAGGGACCCUGGUCCAGCACAUUCAACGACUUUAAAAUUAUUACAACCACUGAAAGAGAGAUUAUCAGGUUGGACAGUCCAAUUAACAGAUGGAUCAAUAUCUGUCGAAUCUGUUUUAGUAAAAGUAGAAGGUGAUGAAGAUGAUCAAAAAAGCGUGUAUGUUUCAUGGACAAAUCAAGAUGAAGAUUUGGGUAGUUACAUUCUAGGAUUUUUACAAACUAUGCUAAACUAAGCAAUGAUCUGAUGAUUAAACGUGUUAAAAACAAAAAUAAUCAAUUACAUAAUUGGUACAAAAUGGAUCUUAAGACUUUUUGUAACCUGUGAUACUGCUAUGGUGAAUAAAGUGUAUAUAGGUAUAAAUUAUAAA
Bombus pascuorum is the source of this 2306-nucleotide messenger RNA. It is a transcript of the gene IntS11, whose product is annotated as integrator complex subunit 11. The record is from RefSeq and is a predicted model, not a curated record. Bases 384 to 2171 code for a protein of 595 amino acids. Gene Ontology annotation, cellular component: nucleus. Lineage: Eukaryota; Metazoa; Arthropoda; Insecta; Hymenoptera; Apidae. Gene Ontology annotation, biological process: snRNA processing. The transcript is spliced from 6 exons.